AUGGAAGGUGGUAAUUGGCAUGUAUGGAAGGCCACAGCGGCUGUUUACAACUCACAGGACCCUGUGAGCUUUCUGUUCGCCCUGUCAACGCUUCUCCCCAUUGUUGUUCUGAUUUUUCUUGCGGGUAUGGCUUCGGCCACGCUCUCCCCGCGACAGGCACCCGCGCUUGUGCUCCUUUUGGGCCUCGUGUACAAUGCGUUGCUUAACGCCGUGUUGAAGGCUCUCGUUCGCAGCCCACGGCCGCCCAGUCCUGUGGGUAGAGAAACGCACCAAGGUGCCUCAAGUGCCCACGGGAUGCCUAGCGAUCAUUCACAGUUCAUGUUUUUCUUCGUGAGUUGGCUUAUGCGAAAGGCUGACGUGAGCGGUAUCGCAAUGACCCUCACCAUGCGAGGAUUUCUUAUCCUGGCUGCCGUUGUUGUGGCGUACGGGCGUGUGUACAACGGAUUUCAUAACUUUCCGCAGGUACUGGUGGGGGCUUUGGUUGGCAUCGUUAACGCCUACCUGUGCACGACACCUCUUGGCGAGAGAGUGCUGCAGCAGCUGGCGGUGAUGGUGGUGCCGAUCAGGGAUUUCUGCACCAUGUGGACCCUAUAUAUUAUUUGA
This is a messenger RNA of Trypanosoma grayi, 603 nucleotides long. Its product is annotated as PAP2 family protein. Gene Ontology annotation, molecular function: sphingosine-1-phosphate phosphatase activity. NCBI's taxonomy places the organism in Eukaryota, Euglenozoa, Kinetoplastea, Trypanosomatida, Trypanosomatidae. The transcript has a single exon. The record is from RefSeq and is a predicted model, not a curated record. Bases 1 to 603 code for a protein of 200 amino acids.